Messenger RNA from Kwoniella shivajii, 1650 nucleotides. RefSeq lists its product as uncharacterized. NCBI's taxonomy places the organism in Eukaryota, Fungi, Basidiomycota, Tremellomycetes, Tremellales, Cryptococcaceae. The record is from RefSeq and is a predicted model, not a curated record. Gene Ontology annotation, molecular function: ubiquitin conjugating enzyme binding; ubiquitin protein ligase activity; zinc ion binding. Gene Ontology annotation, biological process: positive regulation of proteasomal ubiquitin-dependent protein catabolic process; protein polyubiquitination; ubiquitin-dependent protein catabolic process. Gene Ontology annotation, cellular component: cytoplasm; ubiquitin ligase complex. The transcript is spliced from 11 exons. Bases 1 to 1650 code for a protein of 549 amino acids.
AUGUCAUCGGACGGGGAGAAUGAUGACUUCUUCUUUGAGGAUGAGUAUGAUGAUGCUUCUGAUCAAGGUGAAAUGAUGGAAGAUAUCGAUUCUACUUCAGAGCCAGAUGUAUAUGAUGCGUUAUCUCCUGCUCUAGAAGAAGCACCUCAGAGAAAACCAUACGACGUGACUUGGAAAGUCAAGACACUUCAAGAGAUAAUCGAUAUGCAGAAUAAAGAGAUUACAAAAAUCCAAUCUGUGUUAGAGGUUCCCGCGUCAAGUGCUGCUAUCCUUCUUCGACAUUAUGUAUGGAACUCAGAGAAGCUUCAAGAGCAAUUCUGGAAUGAUCCUGCCUUUGCUCUGAAUGAAGCAGGUUUAUCACCUCCUUCAUCACCUUCCACGCGUACGAUACCACUGCCGCAAUCCCCUUCGAGACGUUCAAAUAGAUCUAUAAGAUCUGGUCCGUCUUCCCCUAUUAGACGCACGAGAUCUGUGGUGACUUCUGGUCCUUUCGAAUGUCCUAUCUGUUGUAUGGAGUUCGAUCAACAAGCAAUCAACAAACAUACUUACUCUAUGGGAUGCGGUCAUCGUUUCUGUAGAGAUUGUUGGACAGAAUACCUUUCUGGGAAAAUCAAGAGUGAAGGUGAAAGUGCAAAGAUACAGUGUAUGGAAAGUGGUUGUGGAAGAAUAGUGAGAGAGGAAGUCAUUGAUGAAUUGGUAGAAAAGGAUAUUUCGAAACGAUAUCAUAAUCUCCUCAACGCAGCCUUCGUGGCUGAUUCACCUAAUUUGAGAUGGUGUCCGCAUCCAAAUUGCGAGUUCAUCAUUGAGUGUUCACAAGCUCCAAGUAGAAUGCUUAAUCAGAUAGUACCGACUGUGGGAUGUAAAUGUGGACAUGACCUUUGUUUUGGUUGUGGAUACGCGGCAAGUCAUCGGCCAGUCCUAUGCAAGAUCGUCAAAUUGUGGGAGAAGAAAUGUGCGGACGACUCAGAAACUUCCAAUUGGCUGCAGGCAAAUACCAAGGAAUGCACCAAAUGUCAAUCGACUAUAGAGAAGAAUGGUGGUUGCAAUCAUAUGACUUGCAAGAAAUGUAAAUGGGAAUUCUGUUGGGUCUGUAUGGGGCCCUGGACCGAACAUGGCACAGCGUGGUAUCAAUGUAAUCGAUUCGAUGAAAAGUCCGGAAUCGAUGCAAGAGAUAAUCAAGCCAAGUCUCGAGCAAGUUUAGAGAGAUAUCUACAUUAUUUCAAUCGAUGGGCGAAUCACGAACUUUCAGCCAAACUAGACGCAGAGUUCUAUCAAAAAACUGAAAAGAAAAUGGAACAAAUGCAGAAUAGCGGAAACUUGUCUUGGAUCGAAGUUCAGUUCGCCAAACAAGCUGUCGAUGCUGUUAUCAAAGCUAGAACAACUUUGAAGUGGUCUUAUUGCAUGGCAUUCUAUCUGAAGCGGAACAACAUGACUGAGCUUUUUGAAGACAAUCAGCGGGAUUUGGAAAGAGCAGUCGAGAAUCUAGGUUAUUUGCUUGAACAAAACAUAAGUGAUACCGAAAGUAUCUCCAAGUUAAGACAAGAUAUCACAAACCAAGCAGCAUAUGUUCAGAAGAGACACGAUAUCCUUAUGGAUGAUACAUUGAAGGGAUAUCUCGAGCGACGAUGGGAAUUCACCGUUGAUAUAUGA